Molecule: messenger RNA, 8507 nt
Organism: Sphaerodactylus townsendi
Lineage: Eukaryota; Metazoa; Chordata; Lepidosauria; Squamata; Sphaerodactylidae
Gene: ZBTB16
Product: zinc finger and BTB domain containing 16
Exons: 7
Coding region: 501-2492 (663 amino acids)
Biological process (GO): regulation of transcription by RNA polymerase II
Molecular function (GO): RNA polymerase II cis-regulatory region sequence-specific DNA binding; DNA-binding transcription factor activity; protein binding
Source: RefSeq, a predicted model, not a curated record
AGGGUCAGCGCUCGACCCCCGCGGGCCGGCUUCGGGGAAGGGGGGGGGCUCACGUUCCCCUCUGGGUCGGCCCGGGUCCGCGGACGGGGGCUGACAAAGAACUGAAGGGGGGAGCUGGCGGAGACCGACGGUGGAAGGGCUGGGGGGAAGGCGGGGGGAAGCAGGCAGGCAGGCAGGCAGGCAGGCAGGCACUUGGUGCGCGCGGACACUCCCCCCCCGCCCCCAGGUCAACUCCAGCCCGACUUUGCAAAGCAUCUCCGAGAGGAAGAGUUGGGGUCUCCGCCACCCCCACCCCCCGCCGCCGCCCCUCCUCCUUCCCGAAGUUGCUGGCUGAGCUCCGGCUGCCGCCGAGACCCUCGGAGUUCUGGGGCGCUCGCUUACUCCCGCGAAAGCCUGCAGGGGCUUCUGUACGCUGGAACGGGCGAUAUCUGAGCCACAGAGACCCCAGCUCCAGACAGUCCAGUGGCCAGACUCCCCAAUGCCGAGAUCCUGGGAGAAUUAUGGAUUUGACUAAAAUGGGUCUGAUACAGCUCCAGAACCCCAGCCACGCCACGGGUCUCCUGCAGAAAGCCAACCAAAUGCGCCUGGCAGGGACCUUGUGCGACGUGGUCAUUCUGGUGGACAGCCAAGAGUUCCACGCUCACCGGACCGUGUUGGCUUGCACGAGUAAGAUGUUCGAAAUCCUGUUCCACCGCAACAGUCAACAUUACACCUUGGACUUCCUCUCACCAAAGACUUUCCAGCAGAUCCUGGAGUAUGCCUACACCGCCACCUUGCAGGCGAAAGUGGAGGACUUGGAUGACCUGCUCUACGCUGCUGAGAUCCUCGAGAUUGAAUACCUGGAAGAGCAGUGCUUGAAGAUCUUGGAGACCAUCCAGGCUUCCGAAGACAACGAUGCCGAGGCCAACAUGGCCGACGGCGGGGCCGAAGAGGAGGAAGACCGGAAGUCAAAACUGGUGAAGAAUAUCCUCAUCUCAAAACAUUCCAGUGAAGAGAGCGGCUACUCCAGUCUGGCCGGCCAGAGCUUGACCGGGAUGAUGGUGGAGCAGAGCCCUUCCAUGUCAACCUCGUUCGGCCUGUCCGUCAUGAGUCCCACCAAGGCGGCGGUCGAUAGCUUGAUGUCCAUCGGCCAGUCGUUACUGCAAGGAGCUUUGCAGCAGAACAUCCCUGAGGACUCACGGGCGGCCAAUGGCCGGCGCAUGAGCAUGUCCGAAGUGAAAACUGAAGCCAUGCAGGUGGAAGAGGCCUCCGGCCACGAGAGCGCCGGGACGGCUGACUUGAGCGCUUCCGGCGGGGACAAGGCGGAGGACAAAGGCAAGCAAGGACCCGGCACCCCGACGCGCAGCAGUGUCAUCACUAGUGCCCGUGAGCUUCAUUAUGCCCGGGACGAGAAUGUGGAGCAGCUCCCCGAGGGUGUCCCGGUUGGGCCGGAGCUGAUGGUCUCUCACGGCGAGAAGCCGAUGGGCCUGUACACGGGCCUCCCGAACCACAAGAGUGACUCUGUGCUCAGCAUUCCUUCCUCCAUGGCGCCCGCCUUGCACAUGCAGCCGGCCCUGGCGGUUUCCAUGGACUUCAGUGCCUAUGGGGGUCUCCUGCCCCAAGGCUUCAUUCAGAGGGAGCUGUUCAGCAAGCUGGGGGAACUGGCUGUGGGGAUAAAAACCGAGGCCCGAGCCCUGGUUGAGCAGUGCAGCGUCUGCGGGGCGGAACUGCCGGACAACGAGACGGUGGAACAACACAGAAAGCUGCACAGUGGAAUGAAGACAUACGGGUGCGAAUUAUGCGGGAAAAGGUUCCUGGACAGCCUGCGCCUCCGAAUGCACUUAUUGGCUCAUUCAGCGGGUGCCAAAGCCUUUGUAUGUGACCACUGUGGUGCACAGUUCUCUAAAGAAGAUGCCCUGGAGAGUCACCGGCAAACACACACUGGCUCUGACAUGGCUGUCUUCUGCCUCCUCUGCGGGAAGCGGUUCCAGACUCAAACUGCUCUGCAGCAACACAUGGAAGUCCAUGCAGGCGUGCGCAGCUACAUCUGCAGCGAGUGUAACCGCACCUUCCCCAGCCACACGGCACUCAAGAGGCACCUGCGUUCCCACACAGGCGACCAUCCUUACGAGUGCGAAUUCUGUGGCAGCUGUUUCCGGGACGAGAGCACUUUGAAAGGCCACAAACGCAUCCACACUGGAGAGAAGCCCUACGAGUGCAACGGCUGUGGGAAGAAGUUCAGCCUCAAGCACCAGCUGGAGACCCACUACAGGGUCCACACAGGCGAGAAGCCGUUCGAAUGCAAGCUGUGCCACCAGCGAUCCCGAGAUUACUCCGCCAUGAUCAAGCACCUCAGGACCCACAACGGAGCUUCGCCGUACCAGUGCACCAUCUGCCUGGAGUACUGCCCCAGCCUUUCCGCCAUGCAGAAACACAUGAAGGGCCACAAGCCGGAGGAGAUCCCCACCGACUGGAGGAUAGAGAAGACCUAUCUGUACCUUUGCUAUGUCUAAAGGAAGAGACGGGAGGAGUUACAGAGGGAUGGCGGACUGGGCAGAACCCCUGGAUCAGCCGCGGCUCCUUCUUCUCUGCUUUCCCUUCUCUCCUCUCCUUUUUGCCGUCUGGUUUCUCGUCCCCUGGGGUUUGGUUCUCUUUUUUCUGGCUUGCUGGCGCAGUGGGGAGAGGGGAGGGGGAAGAAGAAGGGCCCAGGAGACGAAAUAAACCUGAGUCCAGGCCUGGCCCUUGGCUUCGGUGGUCCCACUUGAGUUUUAUGUCCCCCAUGUAAUUGACAGUUAUAUCGUUCAAGGUCCCACCUGUGGGGCUAGUUUUCCAUCCUGUUUUACUGUCAUGUCCCCCAACCAAGGAAUGAUGGGUCAUGUGGUAUUGCUAAGGGGCUCAGGGCCCUCAUUAGAGCUGUCUUGCCCGUUCCCAUGAGCCACCCGUGCACAAGGACAGGGAAAUAAAUGCCUGUGUGAAAAGCUCCAUUUUACAGGGGGAAUAAUCUCUGAACGUGAGCCUUCUUGGGCAUUCCUUUUUGGGUGUCAGGCAUGUCCAUUUCAGUCCCCCCCCCCCACAAAACCUGUUAGAUACCCCGUGCCUGAGCACUCUGGCUUCCCCACCUGUCCUCUUAGGUAGGUCCCAAGCUGGGCGGUGUGACGACGGCUGUUGAGCAGAGAGGAGUGGCUCAGCAGAUGUUGUGCUAUGGAAGAUGCUGGGGUAGAAUUUGCAGAUUACUUCCAGAGCACGUGACCCUGGCGCGCUGCAACUCUGCAGUGCUCUUGAGCUGUACUUCUAGGGCAGUAGUGAAGUCAGGAGGGGUGAGAGGAAGUAGUGCAAAUAUCUUUGAGUUGUCUUUCGGCGGGCAUGGGGAUGGUCCGCUCCACAGUGUGGGGAGAGCCUGCCCCCCCCCACUGUCACUUCCCACCAGAGACGUGGGGGGGAGGAAUGGUGCCCAGGGCAACACCUGCUCCAGGUAUCCCCCGCACCUCACUUACCUUAGCCGUGCCGGAGUUGUUGCUGGAAAGUCAGCCUCGGCUCAGUUUCAAGAAGCUGCUCCUUCGUCCAGCGGAGCCUCCGCCGGUCGAAGGAGCAGCCUGGAGGGUUAGGGCCGAGGGGACGGGCCCCACAUGUGACCAGCUGGCCUGCGCCUGGGGACAGGUGACCCCACAGGUCCCUGUGAGUGCUCUGCCUAUGCUUCCUGCCCUUCUGAUUAGGGGCUGAAGCUUGCUACCAAGGCAAAAACUGGUCCCCCACCCACUGCAGAACAGGAUCCAGGCCACCCUGCAGUUACAGUAACUUGCAACUCACCUGUAGACAUUCCCCCUCAGCAGCAACCUUUUUUUCCCCCAACCAAAGACCCUUCUAUGCAUUUUUUUAAAAGUGAAGGCGGGAACAGGAUAUGUGUGAGACAAACCAGUUAGGGACGGUGUCACUUUGCCCAUCUGUUCAGACUGUGGGUCAGCCAUCUCAGAAAAGGAGUUCCAGACCAGCGUGUCCAAGCAAGAGAUGAGGGUUUGUAGACACAGGGGCCCUGACCCAGUGGUCUGCUUCACAGGAGGCCUUCACCCAUUUGAAAACCCCACUUUCAAGGGCUUCCCAUUUAUUUCCCUGGGAGAUCCCAGCCACAUUCCUCUCGGCAUACCAGACUCUCCCUCCGUUGAACCUCAAGGGGCGGGCCAGGGCCACGGCACCUGGAUCAGGGUGACUGAUAGCCACUGACUCAUUAGGACAGGUGGAAUGCCCUGGCAUGUGACUGUGGCACGUGACUGUUCUCGUGCUUGCAGGUUUUUGCCUUCUGUCAGCAGUAACUAGGUCCAGUUGUGCCACAGGAUGUGCUUCACAGAAGUGGUGGCAUGCACGUUGCAACGUGCAGGACUGCUUGCAGUCUGAACACACUAGCACCCGUGCAUGGGGAGUCCAUCCUAGGACUACAGGUGCAUUACAGGUGCACACAAACCCUGCCCUGUCCUUCUGGGUCCCCAGGGCCAGACCUCAAACCACACCACAUGAGGUAGUCUAGGUGCCAAGGGAGCAGCCCAGGCAGUGCCAAGGGAGUGUUGGGUUCUUUGCACCUUGUGUUAUUUCCAGGGGUCAGAAACUAGAUUUCUCUGCCUCAACAGGCCAGGCAAAAAGUACUUGUUAACUGGAGGGAUUUGGCCCACUGCUGUGUCCAGGAGUGGGAAAGAGACCCGAUCAUGUGUGUGGGGUUUUUUUUAGCAGUCUCCCCCUUCUUCCCUGGAGCCAUCGUGGAGUGAUCUCUCUCUCUCUCUCUCUCUCUCUCUCUCUCUCUCUCUCUCUCUCUCUCUCAUAUGCACACACUCACCUAUUUUCCAGCUCAGCCUGGAUCCUAAUCCAAGCCACCUGUAUUGUCCCCCUGGUCUUGACAACUGGCCAAAUCUUCCCUACUUGGGUGUCACUUCCUCUUCUAAGGCGUGUGACGUACAUGGGCCGCCUGGUCGUCCUGCGCAGCCCUCGGUGGAGGAAUGCACUGUCAAGAUGGCUUUCCUUUGUCUCAAUGUUCUGAAUGUUUUUGUUUUUAACAAUGAUUUCUGCGUUUAGCACAUUGUACUUGAAAUUACCUCGGUUUCUUGUGACCUCAUGAGCUUAUUUGUUUUUUUGCUUUUUGGGGGGAUGUGUUUUGGGUUGAUUGUUGAAAAGGCUGCAUUGAGGAGCUAGAGGAGAGAGCGUUCGGAUGAAGCGCCCAAAGUGCCGCAGAGCAGCCGCAAAAGCGCCGUCGACUCUGGUUCCUGUGUCAGCCUUAUUAUUUUUUUUAUGCAUUAUUGUUACCAAAAUUGGUAUUUUGUUUUUAAUGACCCGCUUGCUGUAAACGGGGUCGUAUUAUCCUGAAAGCUACCUCUUUUGUGGUUUUUUCUGUUUUUGUUUCAGUUACAAAGCACAUAUUGCAAUAUUUGUGUUCUUGUUUUUCUUUUUUUGUGAUGUUCAUUUCAAUCUUCAUCUCAUGCUUUAUAUUUGCAAAUGUAUAUUUUAUUUUGUAAUUUAGCUGCAUUUAUAUAUGGGGGAAAAGUUUUUAGGGAAGCAUUGUGUAGAUGGGAGAAAAGGGAAACGGGGGUGUUUGUGUACUGCUCUCUUCCCCCCCCCCCUCCCCUGUCUCCAUCCUCCCAAAACUGUCUCAACUACUGACAGAUAUUGAAGGCCUUAAAUUGUGGGAGUGGAAAGGGAGCCCACUUCGUUGUAACAGUUCAGAGAGUUGAAACAGUUUCUUCAAAAUUAGUGAUUUGGGAAAGGAAUUUAAAAAAAAAGUUGACCUUAAAUAUGUGAAUAGUUUAAGUAGAGCUUUGUUUAUAAUGUGAAAAGCAAAUGAUGGCAUCUCUCAAAGUGGAUGGUGUUAAAUCAAAAUAUGCAGUAAAUUGACCAAUGUCAUAUGUUUGCCAGAGAUGGCCACUGGCUUCUCUCUGUGCAUUCUCGACCCCCCCCCCCCCCCCCAAGCCCUUCCGUCUCCUCUUUCACUCACUGCUCACCAAGCUGGAAAAUGUUGGAUGGAUAAAUUAUUUGCAAAGUGUAAUAUUUUUGUAACGUUUGUUAGUCCUUUUGUGUCAGUUUUUGGCAAGAUGUGCCCCCCCUUCCUUUUGUAAUGUGAACAGGAACUGGUGUGGGCAUCCGCGUGAGUGUGUGUGGGAGCGAGUGGGGGUGACCUAGUAUUAAAUAAAUCAUGCAGUAUUGUUAUUGUCCAGUGUUGCCACAUAGGAUGGUACUGAAUCAGGGUGAAAUCGCAGCUUCCAAAGCACACUUGGUGAAACGCAUUUGACUGAACCUUCCGGUUGACAAUUGUGGGUCUUCUCACAUCUAAGAGUUAGAUUGGAGGUCAUGGGAAGGCUCUUGUUGCGAUUGUGGAGUUGUGUGUCCGUACUGCGACCAUCGUUCCUGUGUCUGAUGGGUCUGUGGGAAGAUGCAAUUUUCCUGUGCAUUUUGUUUCUUUUCCUGUUCCUUUUCUAUUUUCUUUUGGCAAGAAUGUCUGCUCCUGCCAUGGGGUGAAUGUUGAUGGAAGGUGAGUGAAAUUGUUUUUUGAACUGCAGAGAACAAAGUUAAUUCCAGAAGAGGAAGUGACUGGUUGGACAUGGUGGCCAGGAUUGCAUGCACUGGGUUCGAAUUCAAGGGGAAUGCUUCCCUCCCCCCCAUUUCAAAAGACAGUCAGUUUUAUGAGGCCAACCUUUUGGGUUGAUGUCUUACUUGGCAUCACUGGACACAUGAGUAACUCCCACUUUUAGCCACUAGUACUGCUUAUGGUACUGAGUUACAAAUGCCUUACAUAUUUGCAGAGUUUUAAUUCAAAUUUUGCCUGCCCACCAAUUCAGAAACCAGGCUUGCCUACCUUAUCCACCUUUUAUGUUCUGCACAGAAUCCCUUUGCAAGUAUAUAUCUAUUGCUGGCUGUCUGUGCUUGCUGCUUUGGGAAUAAACUUUGGAAAUGAAAGCAUUAAGAAUUAUUGUAUACAUAUGUGUGUGAGUGUGUGCUGGUGUGUGUCUGUGUGAGGGAAAUGUAACUCUUUGCUGCUUUGUGGUUGGAAGUGAGGCAGGCCUUGACCGAGUGCCGUCCUCCGUACAGCUUUUGAGAAAUGGCUUGGUUGCUUUUUGUGCCUAAAACAGGUGUGUGUUUUUUUCCACAUUGAAAAGAGGGAAAAUGCUGCAACGUCUCACUGUUGUUUGGGUUGGAGUUUCCUAGCUAAGGGAUGUCAUGGUAUACUAUAAGACAAUGAACUGCACCAGGGGACAUUUUUGUCCCCUCUGUUCUCCCCAGUUCCAAACUCCUAGCUUCCUAUCAAUUUCUAACCUUGCAUGCCUGAAAGUUUAUCCUUUGUGCAGAACUCCUGCAGGUUAAAAAGGAAGAGGAGGAGCUUGCUAAGUUGUUGAGAGUUUUGUCAAGCGACUGGUAGUCAGAUGAGUGUCCCAUUCAUUUUCACUCCACUUGUUAAUCUGCCAUAUCUGCUCCCAGUCAUACCCCCUCCCCUCCCAAACCUCCUGUUGUGUUUUGCUGUGUGUUUUGCUCAGUUGCUUAUCAGCACAAGGGAGGCCUGUGUAUAUGGGAGGGAAGACUCUAGGAAACUUCUCUGGGCCCAUAACCUACUGCAUCAUAAACAUAUGCUCACCAGCUACCAUGACAUCCUUCGGCACUCGGGUGCCAGUUUCUUGGCGUGCAUCUUAGUGUAUGUUCUGCCUAGUGUUGAUGUGUGCAUGAUCUUUGGAGACUAAGAAGCCAGGGUAGGUCUCCAUGGUGUUUAUGUUAAUGUCUAUUAUAGCACUGAGGACCAAGUUUGUCCUUUUGGACCAAGCAAAAUGUAAAGCUUCUUCUUAAUAUUUUUUUUCCGCUUGUCUCUUGACGUUGUGACAGCACAAGUGCCCGUGUGAUUGCUUCGUAUUACACAGAAAGAGUGUUUUGAAUUGCUGUCCUGGCUCUGUCUACCUCAGCACCUCCUCUUAGCCUAAUUUUAGAAGGUGCCCAAUCUAUAUAUUUUUGUUCAUUGUGGGUUUUAUUCCCAGAUUCUUGGUUAUGUAUUUUUUUUCCUGUACAAAGUUUUCUUCCGUUUGUUUCUUUGCAGUACCGCUUGUGAGUCCCUGUUAUGUGUUAAUCUAGAAUCACAGGUGCAGUUAGCUAAAAAAGAAAAAAAGAAAAAUCCACGUGACAUAAUUCAAAUCUCCCCCACCCCUAUCCUGAGGAACGUUGUGCCGUCUUCUCCUAGUUGCUGUUCUCCACCUUUGCGUCUGUUCUGUGUAGGGGGCAGGUGCGGCUCUUUGUAAAACUUCAGUGUUUCUGGCAGAGGGAAAAAAGAGAAAAUGGUUAAAAAAAAGAAUUUGCUGCAAGUUUUUUUUCUCUCCAUUUGUCACUAAGUGAAGUUUGUGCCUUCUAUAGCAAAGAGAAUAUUUUUUACAUCCUACUAACGGUAGAUUUUUUUGUAGUGGACAUUUUUUGUAUUUUUAUUUAUAAGUCUCAUAAGGAAAAUAGCAAAUGUUCAGUUGUAUACCUUGAAUCUGCAGUUAGAAAAAAAAAGAAAUAAUAAAGUUAAUUCAGUCGUU